UAUUUAAAAAGAUUGAUGUAUCGAAGACACCUAAAGAUGGUUCUUCAUAGGGAUGUAGAAUCUAAUCGUUUCUCAAAGAGUGAAUUUAUGCAUCGUAUUGCUAGUAUUCCUAUGGUUUAUUUAGCUUGGAAUAUUGCAGCCGAAACGUACCAAAAUGUGAAGGCAUGUCAUGUUAUUAUAAAAGUUUCCUUAGACACUACUGAACGUGCAGCAUAUUUUGUCUCAAAACCUGUACUCCAGAAGUUUCAGAAACAACUAAAAGCUGCUGAUCAUAUUGCAUGUAAAGGUUUGGAAACUCUACAAGGAAUAGGCCCAAGUUUUAGUAAUCAACGGAAGAAACUAUGUAGACACACACGCACAAUUUAUGAUGACACUAUUGAAAGUGGCCUUAAGAAAUACGAAGUUGUAAAACACAUUGGAACUUCUAAAGUUGUACAACUAACAGAUCAAGGCACUGAGAAAUUUGUUGAAUUUUUAGCAUCACCUUAUGGUGAAGUUUGUGAGCUUACAUUAGAUCUGCUUUUUGAUGCUGUAGCGUUAUACAUAGAUUGUUACUUACCACCUCUUGGUGAUGAAAGGCCAGAAAAGCUGUUUGGAGACAGAGACAAGCAACUGCCUUGGAAAAGAGCUGAGCUGUUGAAGAAAAGGUUUAAAGAAAGGCUCUAUAAGCAUUCUUUACUGAAAAUUCAAACGUUUCGUUUGAGAACAAAAACUUUCAUUGCAAAAAUAUAUCGUUUUAAUGUGCAUGAAUUUCUUGUAGAAGUAUAUAACACAGUUCCCGUUUUGCUGUUUGCCACAAUAUUUCACUUUUUAUCCAGCAUUGAAGAGUUGUUCAAUUACUUGAUUUCUUUGUUUUCUCCACAUCAAAAAGAUGACAACAUGGUAUAAAUGUUAAAAGCAACACAAAGAAAAUUGUGCUCAUAAUUCAUUCAUUUGAAAACAUGAUGCAAUAUAUAUUUAAAGUCAUUAGUGGAAAACAUUAGCUCAUGUGCAUUUCGAAUAAAUGUAAAACUUCUAACUUAGAUAAUCAUAAAUAUGGUUUGAAAAAAUCCGAUAUUUUAAUAUAUAUUAGAAGUUCUCAUUCAGCAUAAACUAAUAUAUAGUAAAUGCACCCUCAAAUGACUGUUGUUUAUUUUCUUAUAUUAUUGUUACAAUAAUAUGUAUAAUGAAAAUUGACUUUUAUUAUUCAUAGCUAAAUACAGGUAGUUAUCAAAAUAAUGGAAACACCUGUGAAUAAAAGUGGCGUUUUUGAUUGCCCUGCAUAUGUAAUAAAGA
Messenger RNA from Uloborus diversus, 1275 nucleotides. RefSeq lists its product as uncharacterized. The coding region runs from base 16 to 888 and encodes 290 amino acids. The record is from RefSeq and is a predicted model, not a curated record. Gene Ontology annotation, cellular component: lipid droplet; cytosol. Lineage: Eukaryota; Metazoa; Arthropoda; Arachnida; Araneae; Uloboridae. The transcript has 6 exons. Gene Ontology annotation, biological process: positive regulation of triglyceride storage; lipid storage.